AUGCUUACAGUUUGUAACAUUGCAGCUUUUGCUGCUCUGCUAAGUCAUGUUAAUCUGGCUCUGGCACAGAGUCAAGGUUGGGGUCAAUGUGGCGGUACUGGUUGGAAUGGAGCUACAACCUGUGUAACAGGAUAUACUUGCACAUCUUCAAACACCUAUUACUCCCAAUGCAUCCCUGGCGAUGCCGUCCCUACGGUUCCAACGACAUUGGUCACCUCAAGAGGCCCAGCCAGCACUGGCAGCAGUAUCAAUGCCAAAUUCGUUGCCCAUGGGAAGAAAUAUUUUGGUGUUGCUACAGAUCAAGGUCGUCUCACUUCCGGCAGUGCGCCUGUCAUUCAGGCGAAUUUUGGACAAGUGACACCAGAGAAUAGCAUGAAAUGGGAUGCUAUUGAGGGUAAAUAUACACCAGUAUUGUUGGAGGCAUGCGCUGACAAUUUGUUGGCAUGCACAACUCCCGAACUGGGUCAGCUCGGUUACAAAUCCAGCGACUCUCACGACAAUCCUCCAAAACCAUAUAACAAAAGAGAUGACUCACUGGAAAGGGAAAAUCUAUGCAUGGGUAUGCCAUCACAUCUCGCUCUUGUUCACAUCAUUAACAUUUCUAAGGACGUCGUCAACGAAAUCUUUAAUGAAGAUGGUUCCUUGAGAAAUAGCGUCUUCUACAACGUCCUCGGUGAAAAUUUCGUUUCCAUCGCCUUCAAAGCCGCUCGAGCAGCUGACCCCAACGCAAAGCUCUACAUCAAUGACUACAAUCUAGAUUCAGGAACUUAUUCCAAAGUCACGACCGGCAUGGCCGCACAUGUCAAGAAAUGGAUCGCCCAGGGAAUUCCCAUCGAUGGCAUUGGUUCGCAGACUCAUCUCCAAGCAGGCCAAGGAGCUGCUGCAUUAGGUGCUUUGAAUGCGCUUGCGGCUUCUGGUGUCAGUGAGGUCGCGGUUACGGAAUUGGAUAUCGCGGGAGCGGCUUCUGCUGACUAUGUCAACGUCGUCAAAGCAUGUUUGAGCGUGAGCAAAUGUGUCGGUAUUACGGUAUGGGGUGUUCGUGAUUCCGAUUCGUGGCGUACGGGCUCGAAUCCCUUGUUGUUCGACAACAACUUUUCUCCUAAGCCUGCUUAUAAUGCGAUCUUGGCCGCUUUGUAG
Molecule: messenger RNA, 1137 nt
Organism: Sclerotinia borealis F-4128
Lineage: Eukaryota; Fungi; Ascomycota; Leotiomycetes; Helotiales; Sclerotiniaceae
Source: the annotation of a GenBank genome assembly